GUGCUUUUCAAGUCCUGGCUUCUGACUUUUGUUGAUAAUAUUUAACCGCACCUGGUUUGAAAAAGUGUGUGAGGAUUGUUUUGUAUAUAAAAUGGGUUUCGCACUUUUUGCAAAAUUUGAACUUUUUCAUUAUUUGUCUACUGUUUCGUCGAGCUCAAUAAUUUGUGUCAGUUAUUUCAUAAUUACAUGUUUAGCGAAAUUAACAUUGUCUGAAGACUGUGCAUUUGUUAAUGAUUGUAAAUGUGUGUUUCGUAAUGGUAGCGAAAUUGACCUUACAAGUUUAGGAUAUCAUGGUGAACCAAGAUGGAAAGAUGUGAAACCCUCACUAUCAACUGAUAAUUUUACCUACUCAUACAAUCCUUGCUUUAAGUUUAGUAUAGGAAAUGGAGCUUGUGAAAAUGUUGAAGUUUGCCAAACUGCUAAAGAUGGUCAACAUUAUAACAUUGGGAAUCGAGCAAUGUUUUCUGGAAAUGGUCAGAAUGGAGUUACCAAUGUAUCUUAUGCCGGUGAUGACAAUAAAAAAACCACCGUCAUGCUUGUAUGUUCUCCUGAAGAUAGUGUACCAAGGUUGAAUGUUACAGGGGAGGUUACUUCUAGAAAUUAUAUAAUGACUAUGUGGAGCAAAUGUGCUUGUGCUGAUUUGUGUCGAGAGGGUCAUCUCUCAGCUGGAUCUGUACUUGUUAUAUUGCUCAUGAUUGGUAUUGCCUUGUAUCUUGUUCUUGGAAUAAUUCAUUCAAGCUUAACUCGUGGUGCACAUGGUUGGGAGCUUAUUCCACACUAUGAGUUCUGGGUAGAUUUUCCCCUACUUGUACGGGAUGGAUGUGUUUUUGUCAUCAGUGGUUGCAAGCCUGAAACAGCUUACGAAAGAAUAUGAUUGUUUUAUGAAUUGUUUGAAAAAGAGCACAAUGAGUACUACUUUAAAAAGGGAAAAUGGACUGUUUUAUAAAACUACAUUUUCUACAAGUUUUUAAACGUACAAUUGAUCCUGUUGCUGUGAUUUGAGUUUAAGAAUAUUUUUGGAUUAGUAUUCUGGUAGGUGUAGGAUGCAAAAAAGUCUGUUCUUAUACAUUCACUAUGUGUUUGCUAAUUUUUUUUAAAAUUUGUGAUAUUAAAAAUGCAUUGCCAUCAAAGUAGAUUAAGAUCUGACAAUGAGUGUUACAAUGUUUUGCAUGCUGAAUUUCUUUCUUUUUGAAUUAUGGAAGGUUAUUAAUUCAAUUUUUACAUUUAGUGAUUGCUUUGAAAGUUUUUUUUUUUUUUUUCCUACUUUUUGUAAGAUUUUGCAAAAAUUCACUGCAGUAUAAUUUUUCACUUCUAUUAUCAAAUAUUAAAAAGUUUUAGAAUAAAAUUUCACGAGAAAGCAAUAUCAUCUGUUUUGUUUAUUUGAAUUAUUCUGUUAUAUUAUUCUUAUUUCCCAUACAGAUUUCACUUUGGAAAUUACUUUCUUGAAAGCUUCUACCAAUUUGUUAUUAAAACUCUUUUUAUUUCAAACGAACUAGUGUUUAUCCUCAUAUUUGUAUUUUUGCAUGUGUAUUGGAUACAUGUUUUUCUUAAUUAAUUUGUCUAUGUAAAAAAAUGCAAAUAGUGGUUUAAUAAUACAUUUGUAGAAAAACUAAUUUUGCUAAAUUGAUUGUCAUAUGUAAAAUAAAAUGUGUAAAUGCAUUUCUUUUUAAUUUAAAUGCA
This is a messenger RNA of Argiope bruennichi, 1680 nucleotides long. Its product is annotated as cation-dependent mannose-6-phosphate receptor-like. The coding region runs from base 92 to 874 and encodes 260 amino acids. Lineage: Eukaryota; Metazoa; Arthropoda; Arachnida; Araneae; Araneidae. The record is from RefSeq and is a predicted model, not a curated record. Gene Ontology annotation, cellular component: trans-Golgi network. The transcript has 7 exons.